CCGGCGCUGACCACGUGACCAGCGGGCCCGGCAGGAAGCCGAGACUACAACGCCCGAAAGCCUUUGCGGCGCGGCGCGGCCAGGCCGGGCGCGGAUCAGCCGGGCGAGCGCUCGCUGCUGCCCUUGGGUCGCUGUCAUGGCUUCUUCGCGGGUCUUCCCCGUCGUCAGGUUCGUUGUCAAAGGCAGCCUGGCUGGAGGUGCCAUGUACGUGGCGUACGAUCAGGGGCUGCUGGGGAAUGGCAAUCAAGGAGCAGAGGCCCUCAAAAAGGCUCGAGCAGCGCUGCCUCCAGCUAUCCAGGAAUGGACGAAUUACACAGGCUGGGAGCUUCCAUCCACUCCAAAAUUUGACUUUUCUGUCUCUGAAUCCUGGAACACAGGAGUUCAGGCCACCAUGUCUGCUCUAUCUGUAGCUCCCACCAAGGUCCAUGAAUACACCCAGGAUGGCUGGAAGUACAUGAAGAACCUCUUCAAAUGAACACUCUCUCUCUCCUGCGUUUGCUGUUUCCUCCAUGCUACAGUCUCGGAGAUGAGAUGUAGUACACCCCACUAGAGGGCAGCUCAGCCAUGCAAAGGCUCCAAUAAAAGACUCUGGAACUUC
Chrysemys picta bellii (western painted turtle) is the source of this 598-nucleotide messenger RNA. It is a transcript of the gene MICOS13, whose product is annotated as mitochondrial contact site and cristae organizing system subunit 13. Gene Ontology annotation, cellular component: mitochondrial crista junction; MICOS complex. Gene Ontology annotation, biological process: cristae formation. The record is from RefSeq and is a predicted model, not a curated record. Lineage: Eukaryota; Metazoa; Chordata; Testudines; Emydidae.